AUGGCGACGAAGAGGGAUGCGACCGAGGCGUUGAGGGCGAACGCGCUCUGGGCGAGCGAUUCGCCCGAUGACUGGCGCGCCGCGCUCGACGCCUACGCGCAGCGCCGCGACGCGCUCAACCACGAGAAGCUGACGCGACUCGAUCCCUGGUUCUUCGAUCGGUUGACCGUCGACGUCCGCGCGAGAAAGCCGCCGUGCAUGACCGCGGAGGAGCUCGUGAACAUGGUCGACUGGAAGAUGUCGCGCGGCAAGGUUCGCCCGAACCUGCUCAACUACGCCAAGGCGCACUCCGAGGCGACGGUCAAGGACGCCACGCGCGAUGCCAUAGCCCGGCUCAGAUCCGCUUCAAGGACGGAGGACAUCCCGAAGGCGCUCGAGCCGGUGGUGAAGCUCAAAGGGGUCGGACCGGCGACGGCGUCCGCGGUGCUGGCGUGCGCCGACGAUUCCGUGCCGUUCAUGUGCGACGACCUCAUCGCGGUGGCCUUGGGGAACCUGCCCAGCUCGGUUCGAUACAGCGAAUCGUCAUUCGUCGAGCUGUGCGACGUCGCGAGGCGGAAGGGACGAAAGGUGGGGCUGACCGCGAGCGAGGUGGAGCGGGCGAUCUUCUCGGCGGCGUGCCUGGACAAGAAGCCGAAGGCGGCGACGGCGGGCGCGAACAAGAGGAAGCGGUAG
Messenger RNA from Micromonas commoda, 672 nucleotides. RefSeq lists its product with no specific name. NCBI's taxonomy places the organism in Eukaryota, Viridiplantae, Chlorophyta, Mamiellophyceae, Mamiellales, Mamiellaceae. Gene Ontology annotation, biological process: DNA repair. The coding region runs from base 1 to 672 and encodes 223 amino acids. The record is from RefSeq and is a predicted model, not a curated record. The transcript has a single exon. Gene Ontology annotation, molecular function: catalytic activity.